Syngnathus typhle (broad-nosed pipefish) is the source of this 5768-nucleotide messenger RNA. It is a transcript of the gene znf521, whose product is annotated as zinc finger protein 521. Gene Ontology annotation, cellular component: nucleus. Gene Ontology annotation, molecular function: RNA polymerase II transcription regulatory region sequence-specific DNA binding; DNA-binding transcription factor activity, RNA polymerase II-specific. The transcript is spliced from 10 exons. NCBI's taxonomy places the organism in Eukaryota, Metazoa, Chordata, Actinopteri, Syngnathiformes, Syngnathidae. Gene Ontology annotation, biological process: regulation of transcription by RNA polymerase II. Bases 901 to 4584 code for a protein of 1227 amino acids. The record is from RefSeq and is a predicted model, not a curated record.
AUCGACGGACGGAGUGUCCGCCGGCGGACUGCAGGAAGAGGCGACGCCAGCCAGCCAGCCAGCCCGCCAGGCCCACUUUCCACUUUGCGGGGCUGGGAGCGCGACUCCGGAUCCGGAGCCCGGCAGGCUGACAAUGAUUUCCUCAGUGAUUACGUACAGAGCGAGUCCCUGCGGGGUAGGGGCCCCCUCUGGAGCCAUCCUGAUGGCUUUGGGGGCCUUGCUUCCAUUUUCCAUUAUUAUGUGGACUACCGGAGCGACAGCGCAGUCCAAGACCUUGCAGAAGACAAUGUGACAGAGGAGCAGCAGCAGCACAGUCCCGGGCACGCCGCCAUUCCGAGCGAUCCAGAGUGCGCCCCCGAGAGGGCGUCGGAGGACGCGGAGAGCGGGCGUCUGAGGAAGAAGAGGCUGCUCUCUCCCGAGGAAGUCGAGGAGGGAGAGGAGGAGGACGAGGAGCCGGCGCCGCACAGCUGCGACAGCUGCCGGCAGGUGUUCGAGUCGCUGAGCGAUCUCACCGAACACAAGAUUAAUCAAUGCCAGCUGACAGACGGCGCGGACAUAGAAGACGACCCGUCCUGUUCUUGGCCGGCGUCAUCUCCUUCCAGUAAGGACCAGACGUCUCCGGGACAUUGCGAGGACUAUGAUUUUGGAGAGGACGAAGGCGGGCCAGGCCUGCCGUACCCGUGCCAAUUCUGCAACAAGUCGUUCAGCCGCCUGAGCUUCCUGAAACGUCACGAGCAGAGCCACGGCGACAAGCUCCCGUUCAGCUGCACCUUCUGCAGCCGUCUGUUCAAGCACAAGCGUAGCCGCGAUCGCCACGUCAAGCUGCACACCGGCGACAAGAAGUACCACUGCGGCGAGUGCGACUCGGCCUUCUCCCGCAGCGACCACCUGAAAAUCCACAUGAAAACUCACGCCUCCAACAAACCGCACAAGUGCCCCGUGUGCCGCCGAGGCUUCCUCUCCUCCAGCUCGCUGCACGGCCACAUGCAAGUGCACGAAAGGGGCAAAGAGGGCCGAGCGGACGACUGGAAGCUGAAAGAGACGCGCAAGUGCGACCGCUGCGAGGAAGGCUUCGACGUCCCCGAAGACCUUCAGAGGCACAUCGCCGAGUGCCACCCCGAGUGCUCGCCGUCGGAGGACGGAGGCCUGGGCGCCACCCUCCAGUGCAUCUACUGCCACGAGCCCUUCGGCGACGAAGGCGCCCUCCUGAGCCACAUCGACCGGGCCCACGGCCGGGACCGCAAGAGCCACUCCUGCGCCGUCUGCUCCGAGCACUUUCUGUCCGUGGAAGACCUCUACGCUCACAUGGACGUCCACCAGCUUCCCGAAUCCAGUAACCAUAGUAACAGCCCUUCUUUGCUGACCGUGGGCUACACUUCCGUCUCCAGCACCACUCCUGACUCCAACCUCUCUGUCGACAGCUCCACCAUGGUGGAGACAGCGCCGCCUGUCCCCAAGACUCGGGGCAGGAGGAAGCGGGCCGCUCACAACGCCUCGGACGCUGGCGGGCGAGCGGCCAAACAGCCAAAGGUUUCUUACACUUGCAUGUACUGCAACAAGCAAGUGUUCUCCAGUUUGGCCGUGCUUCAGAUUCACCUCCGGACCAUGCAUCUGGACAAGCCGGAGCAGGCCCACACCUGCCAGUUUUGCCUGGAGGUCCUGCCCUCCUUGUUAAAUCUGAACGAACAUCUGAAGCAGGUCCACAACGCCGAGGGCCACGCGGCCCUGCUGGUCGGCUUGUCCGACUCGCUCCUUCAGUGCAACUUCUGCCCCGAGAUACUGAGCGACCUCAACACCCUGCAGGAGCAUAUCCGCUGUUCCCACGGCUUUCCCAGUCCCGUGGCCAAGGAGAGCAACGCCUUCUUCUGCCCACAGUGCUUCAUGGGUUUCUUGACAGAGACCACCUUGGAAGAGCACGUCCGUCAGACUCACUGCGACGGCGGCAGCCUGCGUUUCGACUCUCCUUUGGCCGUCACCCCCAAGGAGCCCAUCGUGGAGGUCUACUCCUGCUCGUACUGCACCAACUCGCCCAUCUUCAACAGUGUUCUGAAGCUCAACAAGCACAUCAAGGAGAAUCACAAGAACAUUCCCCUUGCUCUCAACUACAUCAAUAAUGGCAAGAAGACGUUGCACGCUCUCAGCCCCUCCUCUCCAAUCACCGUAGAACAAGCGUCCAUGCUCAAGCAAGGCGGAUCCUCCGCGCGCUCGUCCGGAGAGUUCAUCUGUAACCAGUGCGGGGCCAAGUAUACCAACUUGGAUCUUUUCCAGACCCACCUGAAGACUCACCUUGAUGGCCUGCAGCCACAACUCACCUGCCCGCAGUGCAACAAAGAGUUCCCGAACCAAGAAUCCCUGUUGAAGCACGUCACCGUUCACUUCACCAUCACCUCCACCUAUUACAUCUGCGAGAGUUGCGACAAGCAGUUCACGUCGGUGGAUGACCUGCAGAAGCACCUGCUGGACAUGCACACCUUUGUGUUCUUCCGUUGCACUCUGUGUCAGGAGGUGUUUGACUCCAAGGUGUCCACUCAACUCCACUUAGCCGUGAAGCACAGCAACGAGAGGAAGGUAUACCGCUGCACCUCCUGCAACUGGGACUUCAGGCACGAGACCGACCUGCAGUUGCACGUCAAACACAGCCACCUGGAAAACCAAGGCCGCGGCCACCGCUGCAUCUUCUGCGGGGAGUCGUUCGGGACGGAGGUGGAGCUGCAGUGUCACAUCACCACACAUAGCAAGAAGUACAACUGCCGCUUCUGCAGCAAGGCCUUCCACGCCAUCGUGCUGCUGGAGAAGCAUUUGCGGGAGAAGCAUUGCGUGUUUGAGGGCAAGGCGCAGAACUGCGGCGCCAAUGGCUCCGCCGCCGUCGGCGGGCCGGACGGCCACCCGAAAGAUGAGGCCGAGCUGCACGGUCUCCUGGCCAAUAGCCACGGCACGGGGACCACGGGAGGACCCACGCUGGAGUCCCACAACAGCCACGAUGGGAGCGAGGAAGAGGUGGAGACUGCGGAGCCCAUGUACAGUUGUGACAUCUGCGGCGCCUCCUACACCAUGGAGUCGCUUCUCACCAACCACCAGCUGAGGGACCACAACAUUCGCCCCGGCGAGAGCGCCAUGAUGAAAAGGAAAGCCGAUAUGAUCAAGGGCAACCACAAAUGCAACGUCUGCUCUCGCACGUUCUUCUCCGAGCCCGGUCUGAGGGAACAUAUGCAGACCCACCUCGGGCCCGUCAAGCACUACAUGUGCCCCAUCUGCGGGGAGCGUUUCCCCUCUUUGCUCACCCUGACCGAACACAAGGUCACCCACAGCAAAAGUCUCGACACGGGCAGCUGCCGCAUCUGUAAGAUGCCUCUCCAUAGCGAGGAAGAUUUCCUGGAGCACUGUCAGAUGCACCCGGACCUGAGGAAUUCCUUGACGGGUUUCCGAUGCGUGGUAUGCAUGCAGACGGUUACGUCCACAUUGGAGCUCAAGAUCCACGGGACCUUCCACAUGCAAAAAACGGGGACCAUGUCGGCAAACCAAUCCAUGGUGCGCGCCAGUGCCCUCGCUCACAACCAGCACCUACAUCACGUCCAAAAACCCUUCAAGUGUGCCUCCUGCCUGAAAGAUUUUCGUUCUAAGCAGGACCUAGUCAAGCUGGACAUCAACGGCCUGCCUUACGGACUUUGCGCGUCGUGCGUGGCCAACGCCGAGUCCAAGAGCUCCAGUCCGACCAUGAACGGAGGCAGGCAACAGCAGCAACAGGGGGGCGCCGCCACUCCGGCGCCAAACACCGCCCAAUGGAUCCAGGGAGAGAGACUCAGCCCAGGCGAGGGCAAAGGCAAAGCCGUCUCCUCGUCGUCCUCGUCCUCUUCGACGUCCUCAACGGCUGCCGCAAAGACGCGGUGCUCCAGCUGCAACGUCAAGUUUGAGUCCGAGGUGGAAUUGCAUAACCACGUCCAGGCGGUGCACGCAGGGGACAGUGGCGGACAGCUCAAGACACCGCAGAUGUCCCCAAUGCCCAGAUCCAGUCCGUCGCAAACUGAAGAGAAGAAGACGUACCAGUGCAUCAAAUGUCAGAUGGUAUUCUACAGUGAAUGGGACAUCCAAGUUCAUGUGGCCAACCAUAUGCUCGGCCGAGUGCCAGCCCGGAUUGCUGGCUGGCUGUGGCAAGGUCAACGGCGGAGGAAAAACCAGUUACUGUGUUACUCUGGAGCGGAAUGGAGAGAGGGGCGGCCAUCUGUCAGCUCGGGCCUGCCAUACCCGCAGAGCAAAUGGACACGGGCGACCAGAGGAGAGGCCACAGACACCCAUAGAGCCAAACCCAAGGAGGGCUUGAACCACGAAUGCAAACUCUGCAGUCAGUCGUUCGACUCGCCGGCCAAGCUUCAAUGCCAUCUGAUCGAGCACAGCUUCGAGGGGAUGGGCGGAACCUUCAAGUGUCCUGUCUGCUUCACAGUGUUUGUGCAGGCCAAUAAGCUUCAGCAGCACAUCUUCUCCGCUCACGGCCAAGAGGAUAAGAUCUACGACUGUUCGCAGUGUCCUCAGAAGUUCUUCUUCCAAACGGAAUUACAGAACCACACGUUGACUCAGCACAGCAGCUAACCCGGCCCGGACGAGCACCGCCGACGACCAAACGGGAGACGUGACGCGGAGAAUACAGCCCGAGCGCCAAUUAUGGCCAGUGCAACGUCCCGCUCGCUGUCUCGCUUAAAGGAUUCAGCGGCGUGGCGAGGCGGCCGUGCCGCUGCGAAGAAGGAAAAAAAGAAAACAUAGCACGAAAAUAAAGACGUGAGCGGGAGGGGGGAGGUCACAAAAUGACAUUGCCCAUUGUUUACUUUCAAAAUGUGCUUGUACAUAGCCCUCUUUCAUGUGUUGCUUCACUUCAGCUAUAUUGCAAUCUUAUACAGUAUUCGCCAAUGUACAGUUUAACAUGUUUGUCUGUAAAAACAACGAAAAAAAAUGUCAAUCAGCUUCAGUCGGUUUUAAAAAGAAGAAAAGAAGCUUCGGCCGCUCCGCAUUCCGCCUCAAUCAAGAGGAUGAGGAGAGGACGGUAUCGUCUUCAGAAGCAAAGCGGGACAUUAUGCUGACAUAUGCAAAUGUGGCCACUCGCAUUUGUGGAAGGUGAGGUCCCCGUGGUCCUGGUGGGCUGCUGAACAGAGGCGUGAAAGAAAUUCCCACGUGGCUCCGAGAGCAAGGGGAUGGGAAGUCUCCAGCCCGCUGAUUCAACCUGUACAUUUCUACUCUUGAUGUUUACUGCUCAUUGAAGCCUGGAGAUGACUGGAUUUGUUUUUUUUUUAUGUUUUGUUAUCUCUACGUUUUUGCUCGACAAGGGCGCAAGAAUCAAUUGGAAUUCUAUGGUUUGACAAGAAAUACAGUUUUAUUACCGUAUUAGGGAUGUACUCGACUUAGUCCCUGGCUCUCCUGGAGAGUGGCCGACAUCAUUGCUCCCUUUUCGUCUUCUUUGCAGUGUUCCGUUGCCCUCCGCUCCAGCCGGAAGCCGCCGUGGCAACACACUUUAAAAACAACAACAUUCGGUUGUGUAAAUGUUUUGCAUUCAUUGAACCUGAGAUGCACUUUUGUAUGAAACUUUAAUGUUUUGACAUUUUGACUUGAGAAUCGUUCGUACGCCGUUUACAGGAUAUGUCCGGCUAAAACUCCCCGCGGCAAGAGGACACUUAUUGCCAAUGUUACUCAAAAGUAUUGUACAAAUAUGGAGCUCUGUAUUUCAGCAGAGCUAUUUUUUUGUGUUGCACAUGUGAUGGAAAUAUUAAAAAGUAUGAGGAAAA